This is a messenger RNA of Centropristis striata (black sea bass), 1189 nucleotides long. RefSeq names its product ribosome production factor 2 homolog (gene rpf2). Bases 93 to 1031 code for a protein of 312 amino acids. The record is from RefSeq and is a predicted model, not a curated record. Gene Ontology annotation, cellular component: nucleolus. Lineage: Eukaryota; Metazoa; Chordata; Actinopteri; Perciformes; Serranidae. The transcript is spliced from 10 exons. Gene Ontology annotation, biological process: maturation of LSU-rRNA from tricistronic rRNA transcript (SSU-rRNA, 5.8S rRNA, LSU-rRNA); ribosomal large subunit assembly. Gene Ontology annotation, molecular function: rRNA binding.
UACAGUCACGUGGAGCAGCAGGAGCAGCAGGAGCAGCAGGAGCAGCAGGAGGACUCGUGUCUGAGAGGAAGAAAGAAGAAGAAAGAGCAGAAAUGACCCAGUUAGACGGAGUAGUGAAACCCAAGACGAAGCGCUCCAAGCGUUUCCUGGAGAGCCGAGCCCCGAAGCUGGUGGAGGACGUGAAGAACGCCAUGAUCAUGAGAGGAGGGAACACGAGCCAGACGGUCAGCCAGGCGCUCAGGGACAUCUAUUCCCUGAAGAAGCCCAGUGCAGUGCUGUACAAGAAAAAGAACAUCACACGGCCGUUUGAAGACUCCACAUCACUGGAAUUCUUCUCUAAGAAGACAGACUGCUCUUUGUUCCUGUUCGGCUCCCACAACAAGAAACGACCCCACAACCUCAUCUUUGGUCGUCUGUUUGACUUCCACGUUCUGGAUAUGAUCGAACUUGGAAUUGAGAAGUUUGUGUCUCUGAGUGACAUCAAGAGCAGUAAAUGUCCUGAAGGAACCAAACCUCUGCUGGUGUUUGCUGGAGAAGCUUUUGACACAGACAACGACCACAAACGGUUGAAGAGUCUGCUCAUCGACUUCUUCCGAGGCCCCACAGUGUCGGCGGUGCGUCUGGCUGGUUGUGAACACGUUCUGCACUUCACAGCCCUGGAGGGGAAAAUAUACCUGCGCAGCUACAGGUGUCUCCUGAAGAAGUCUGGCUGCAGGACGCCCCGCAUCGAGCUGGAGGAGAUGGGUCCGUCUCUGGACCUGCUGCUGAGGAGAACUCACCUGGCUUCAGAAGACCUGUACAGGCUGGCCCACAGACAGCCCAGAGCCCUCAAGGCGAAGAAGAAGAAGAAUAUUUCCCAUGAUGCCUUUGGCACCAAGUUCGGCCGCGUCCACAUGCAGAAGCAGGAUCUGACCAAGCUGCAGACACGCAAGAUGAAGGGCCUGAGGAAGAGGAGGGGGGAGGUGCUGGCUGCAGACCAGGAGGAGGCGCAGGGACCCAAAGAGCCCAAAGAGCCUAAAGUAGAGAGCUGAGGAGCAGAGCACCUCCUGCACCUAUCCCUCACCUGUCCCUCACCUGUCCCUCACCUGCACCUGUCCCUCACCUGUCCCUGUCCCUUUCAUCACCUGUCCCUGUCCCUCACCUGUCCCUGUCCCUCACCUGUCCCUGUCCCUCACCUGUCCCUCACCUG